CCACCAACAACAACAACAACAACAACAACAAAAAACAAAAGCUGUCUGCUUCCAUCGUCUGCUUGCCUUGCCUUACCUGCACUAUAAUAAAUGGCCCUUUUCUGUUGUUUUAGUGUGUAUUACGAAAGAGAUUUAGAGUGGGUUCCCAUUCCACAUUUCAAAUGAACCUAGGUAAGGUGAUUUUCAAUCAACCAUGAGUAGCUGCUCGAAAAAGUCUGCCUCCUGUGGCAACCGAGAUGCCCCGCACUCAUCAUUCACAGAAACAUCUUGGGAGGACAGACUUUUCCAUGCUAUAAACCGAGGGGAUGCUAGAAGUGUUCAAACACUCUUAACUAAAGGUGUUAACGUCAACGCAACACACCCCUCAGGCAGAACCCCUUUGGGCACAGCAGCUCAUUUAGGCAAUGUUGAAAUUUUGAAAAUGUUACUUGGGCCAUCCCCACACUCACUUUCAAAAAAUAAUUACCUAAAUUUUAGCAAGAAACCUAAGCCAGAUGAAAGGGAGGCAGAAACUUGGUAUGGAAGUAGCUCCUCCCAAAGUAAGAAAAACUCCUUACUGUCAAUGGAUAAAAAAUUAAGUACGAAGUGUAAUGAUAUGAACGCUUCCAAAAAUUAUCGCUCAAGUUUGAGGAGAGACAGUUUAAGUAGUGAUGAUGAAAUGCCCGAUGAAGUGCUGAAAUGUAAUAGGACUUAUAAAAUGUUCAGCAGGGCAAAAGAUAAAACUGAAAAUGCAUCAGAAAAUCUCAUGGAGAUUGUGGAGAAUAAACUUUCAUCUGAGGUUUUACAACGUCCAUGUGAUAUUUUGUGCGGUUCAGAAGUUAUCAAAGAUAAAUUAGGAUACAAGACUAGGGAAGAACCAAAUCAGGGAUAUUUUAUCGUAGUGCACAAUGAUAAAUCAGAAGAGGAAACAAAAAGACCAGUCUGUGGAGACUGCUCAAAUGAACCAAUGACUCCAGAUGACAUGGACAAUCUUGAAUGGGACAGUGAACUUGAACCUGAAAAAUUUGACAGUCCUUGUGAUGAUGCAGAAAAUUCAGAUUCCUGGGUUAAUUUGUACCGUUGGUAUGCUGACUACCUUGCAAAAUCAUGUACAGUUGACAUGUCAGUUCAACAAGGUACUUGCCUUCAAAUUGAUGUGAACCAACUAGAUAUGUAUCGUCGAAGUGCAAUGCAUUAUGCUGCAGAGCAAGGCAAUAUGGAGGUCUUGCAUGUACUUAUAAGUGCAGGUUGCUCUGUUGAUGUUGGAGACUCUGAUGAUGUUACGCCGCUACAUUUAGCUGCUGCUCGAGACAACCCUGAUGCUGUUGCAUUGUUAAUUUCUUGUGGUGCAAAAGUAAAUCGCAAAAGUAUAGAUGGCACUGGCCCUUUGCACAUGGCUGCUGCUCGAGGUUUCAUUGAAACAGCAACCAUUCUCCUUCAGCAUGGUGCCUCUGUUAAUUCUCUUGAUCGGAGUGAUCGCACCCCAUUGCUCCUUGCUGUGUCGAGGGGACUUGAAGAAAUGGUUACCCUCUUGAUUUCUCAUGGAGCUAAAGUGAAUGUUGAAGAUAUUCUUGGUUACACUCCUCUGUGUCAAGCAGUAUGGCAACAGGAAAAAGAAAUUGUGCGAGUUUUACUGGCAGCUGGUGCUAAGCUGACACACUCGGAUCGCCUUCUUCAUUGUGCAAUUUUACAUCGGCGGCCGGACAUUGCAGAGUUGCUCAUAUCAGCUGGCUCUAUUGUAAAUCUUCGAGAUGACAGUGGUGAUACGCCACUUAUAAUUGCAUCUCGGUCUGGCCAAGUUAACAUGGUAAAUCUACUUUUGCAUAGUGGUGCCAUGGCGAGUUACCCCAAUGGAUUGACUGGAAGUACGCCCCUCCAUGAAGCUGUUGAAUGCCUCCGCCCUGCUCAAUUUUUGGUGCUGAAGGAAGUACUAUUAUCUCUGCUAAAUUAUCGUGGACCGAAUGGAAUAUUAAAUGUAGAGAGUUCUUCAGCCUAUGAUGUGCCUUUGGUUCGAGCUCUUGUCCAUGAUAACGAUCAUGCCCUUAUUCUUCUCAUACAGCAUGGAGCUGAUGUUAAUAUCCUGCAAAGGCACACUCCAAUAGUAAGUGAAGAUUACCUUAGAAAACGUCCAAGCAGAUUUGUGAUAGCUCAUUUGAUGGUUUAUGCUGGGUUAAACUUAUGGAAUUGCAUUCACGACGUGAAGAAGCCUGGUGAGUGUUUGAAUUACUCUCCAGCAUCGUGGAUAGCUUCAUUGAAAUUUAACCCCAUGUCCUUGUCUGGGUUAUGUCGUUUAAGAUUUCGCCAACAUCAUGGCGAAAAUAUUUAUAGAGCUGUUCUCAAGUCAGGUCUACCUUCAAGAUUAAAACAAUUCAUUAUGUUAGAAGAUAUAGUUCGUGUAGAAGAUUUUUGUCUGGACUCUUACUGUAGGGUUGAUGCAAAUUAAAGUUUUAGCCUUUUUAAUGUCUCAUGCUGAUCUUUCAGUGCUCCUCUACUGUGUAAUUUGUGAUAAAUUAAAGUAUAAUAUUAUACAAUGAUGGGAAGCAUAUAUGUUUCUUCAAAUGUGAAAAGUUUGUUCUUAAGUACGUAUUCUUAAAAUUUCUAUUGUAAAUUUUCUUGAUCUCUUACUCUGGUUUUCUGUAUGUUAUGAGAACUUCAGAAUGUGGAAUUUUCAUUGAAUGGGCUUUGAUGUUUGAUGUGAUGAUGCACUUGUGGCCUUGUGUUGUGAUUGUGUCCUUGUUAGAUCUUAAAAGAAUGUAACGUUAAAAAAAAUGACUCAACUAGCCUGUUUGUAUUUUCUCUGUUGUAAAUCCUUUCAGUUCCUUUUUAAUAAUGAAAUGAAAAGGUAGAAAUCUCAUAGAAAAA
Thrips palmi is the source of this 2841-nucleotide messenger RNA. Its product is annotated as ankyrin repeat and protein kinase domain-containing protein 1-like. The record is from RefSeq and is a predicted model, not a curated record. Gene Ontology annotation, molecular function: transcription cis-regulatory region binding; protein binding. Gene Ontology annotation, cellular component: nucleus. Lineage: Eukaryota; Metazoa; Arthropoda; Insecta; Thysanoptera; Thripidae. Gene Ontology annotation, biological process: positive regulation of transcription by RNA polymerase II. Bases 194 to 2422 code for a protein of 742 amino acids. The transcript is spliced from 6 exons.